AUGGUCUUGAAGUUUGUACCGCCGCCCAAUCCCCCUCCCCCUGAACGGUAUGUUUACAUCCGACGUCUGAUACCCUCUUCCCCCAUCGUCCUCGUUCUGUCAUCCUCUAUCCUUGUUCACGCACUCAUGCCCAAGAAACACCCCCCGUCCGAUGAUUCUAUGGAUGAUCGCAGCACUAAACGACCUACCACUCGAACAACCUCUAUUCUUCCAUCCUCCAUCAUCGCCGAACCGAUGAUAUCAACCCCUGUGGUCACUACAUCCGACAACUCUUCAGAUACUAUAUCCGACACACUCAACAAGGGAAUAGGCGAUCAAACGGUUGACAGUGACAUCUCCACUAGUUUUACGCGCGAACCAGCUAGUGACCCUGGCACAACGUCCCGCGUCGACAACCCUUCCCACUCCGAAGAAUCUCCUUCCGCCUCUACUCGUACUACUACACGACAAAUUAGUAGUCUAUGUGAUUGGGAUUACAAGCGUCCGUUGUCACUGAGAAUCCACAAAAUGAGCACAUACAAUAGUGAAUCUACUGGACAUUGUGGUAUCACCUCCGUCCCUGACAACACUGCGUGGGGACAUUUCAAUACCGAAGACGACGUUCAUCGUUUCCUAUGCCUGAAUGGCAAGCCGAUCACGAUAUGGCUCGUGGGCAAAAUUCAAAGGAAUAACACACGCAAAGGCUACAAUUCGCCUAGCCGCUUGAGUAUCGGAAUUUAUCCGGUAGUCGAAGGAGAUGCUCAAGCAGCUAUUCAGCUGCUCGACAAAUAUGCGUCCGAAAACAAAAAGCAACCGUUGGAUCGCAACCCAAUUUGGGCCAGUAAAUAUAUGGAAAAAACGCUCAAGACCGGUGAAAGACAGGCCAUUCCGUUCAAAGAGUCUUAUAACGCCAUGGAUCGUCUCGGCCCAAAAUCUCAAAUGCAAUACUUGUAA
Molecule: messenger RNA, 933 nt
Organism: Sparassis crispa
Lineage: Eukaryota; Fungi; Basidiomycota; Agaricomycetes; Polyporales; Sparassidaceae
Exons: 7
Coding region: 1-933 (310 amino acids)
Source: RefSeq, a predicted model, not a curated record